Molecule: messenger RNA, 327 nt
Organism: Lithohypha guttulata
Lineage: Eukaryota; Fungi; Ascomycota; Eurotiomycetes; Chaetothyriales; Trichomeriaceae
Exons: 2
Coding region: 1-327 (108 amino acids)
Source: RefSeq, a predicted model, not a curated record
AUGGUUGAGAAGACUUCAUCAAGCCAAGGUGGUAUAGCCGCUCGAGAAAGCAAAGAUACCAAGAUCGCUGACCUGGACCGAAUCUUUGAGCGAAUCUGCAAGCAAGGCAAGCGAAAGGUCACAGUUCUGCUCAAGUUAUUGGAGGAGGUUAAAGAGGACCAGGAGAAGGCUAUGCCGAAGAAUACGAAAGAGAAUAAAAGAGAACAGAAGAAGCCGGAGGACGUCAAGGAGGCAGUCGAUCCUCGUGCCCAGAGGAGGAAAGGUCUGCUCAGAGCCGUACAGCUCUACGAAAGAAGAAUGCUGAAGAAGUGGCACCAACAGCUUUGA